Molecule: messenger RNA, 1505 nt
Organism: Amorphotheca resinae ATCC 22711
Lineage: Eukaryota; Fungi; Ascomycota; Leotiomycetes; Helotiales; Amorphothecaceae
Exons: 3
Coding region: 42-1214 (390 amino acids)
Biological process (GO): transmembrane transport
Cellular component (GO): membrane
Molecular function (GO): transmembrane transporter activity
Source: RefSeq, a predicted model, not a curated record
UCACUUCGGAGUUCGCAAGCACGAAGUGGAGAGGUGCCAUGAUGAACGCUGUCUUCGCCAUGCAGGGUUUUGGGCAGUUCACCGCUGCCAUGAUCGCGUUGAUCGUCACAGCCGGAUUCGAAAAGUCCCUGAUAACCGCUAGUAACCCAUCUACCUGUACAGGUGUGUGCCAAAUCGCGGUUGACAAGAUGUGGCGAGUGAUCAUCGGAUUCGGUGCUGUCCCAGCAUGUAUUGCCCUGUACUACCGUCUCACCAUCCCCGAAACUCCCCGAUAUACCUUCGACGUUGCCCGUGACGUCGAGAAGGCAGGCGAGGACGUGAACGCCUACAUGGACGGUCGAUCCCAAGGCUAUCCCGACGAGCUUCGGCGUGUCACUGCGAUGGCUAAGAACGCAUCCGAGUUCACAGUGCCUAAAGCCUCCUUCCAAGACUUCAUCCAGCACUACGGCCAAUGGAGAUACGGAAAGGUCCUCCUGGGCACCGCAGGGUCAUGGUUUUUCCUCGACGUUGCUUACUACGGCCUCGGGCUCAACAACUCCAUCAUCUUGUCCACUAUCGGCUUCUCUGGCGGCAACGACAUGUAUGAGAUCUACUACCGCACCGCCGUGGGGAAUCUGAUCCUCACCUGUGCCGGCGCCAUUCCCGGGUACUGGGCCUCCGUCGCUGUGAUCGAUACCCUGGGGCGCAGACCUCUCCAAAUCCUCGGCUUCGCGCUUCUUACGAUCAUCUUCGUCAUCAUCGGUUUUGCGUAUAACCAUCUCUCUCCCCGCGCACUCCUCGCCCUCUACGUCCUCGCCCAGUUCUUCUUCAACUGUGGUCCAAACUCUACCACGUUCAUCCUUCCCGCGGAGUGCUUCCCGACCCGUUACCGCGCGACAUCCCACGGCCUCUCCGCCGCGGCUGGCAAGCUCGGCUCCAUUAUUGCACAGUGUGUAUUCGGCCCUCUGCGCACGCGUGGUGCCGCUCCUGGAGCGACUGGUGCUGCGGCGAGUCCAUGGUUAAAUCAUGUCAUGCAGAUCUUCGCGCUCUUUAUGCUGUGUGGUCUAAUCACCAGCUUUCUAGUCCCGGAGACGAAGCGGAAGACGCUGGAAGAGCUCGCGGGGGAGAUUCCAGGGACCGCGAAUUAUGACCCCAUAGCCAUGGGCCGCCUGGAAAGGAUGGGCUCGGAAGACCUCUCGCCGGUAACUAUCGCGCCCAUUUUUAAGGUCGUCUAGUCGAUUAUUAUUUUCCGUGAUUCCUUUGCUUUAUGUAUUCAGUCUUCGAAGAUACCUUGCUGCGUUCUGUAUAUUUUUGGGAUAUCAAGGGGGAGGAGUUCGAGUAUUGGAAAUUGGUGCAAGAAUAGGUAUAUACCAAUGUAUGGAACAGGGCGUAACAGGUAGUAGAAGGUUCUCUUACACUAGAUGUUUAUAUUUGAACUUGGGGUCCGGACGUGGUGUUUCCUGACCGAAAUCCUCAUUAAGCUCACGUAAUCUCGCGCUACCUUACUUAAGGUACCUUAUCUUAGU